Messenger RNA from Bemisia tabaci, 1342 nucleotides. Its product is annotated as cysteine-rich protein 1. Lineage: Eukaryota; Metazoa; Arthropoda; Insecta; Hemiptera; Aleyrodidae. The record is from RefSeq and is a predicted model, not a curated record.
CUAUGACGUAGCGACUAAGUUAUUGGAUAGUUAAGUGACGAGGGAGAUAGACCGGUUGAAAAUGGGAAUAUCUGGACGGACGGAAGAUGUUUGGAAACAAGGCCGAAUUCACUUUCAUUCACCUGCUCUUCUCCUUCUCCCACCAUAUCCUCGGCUCUACGCUCGAUCUCCUCCGUCAAGCGGUUCCAACAUUCCUCGUUAGUCCACAUUCUCGUUUGUUCCUCAUUCGUAUCUAUUUUGUUACGUCUCCUCUAAUUGUUACGUGACAUUCUUUAUUUCAAGUAAUUUCAACCCAGUUCAAACAAUAUGAGCCAGUGCCCUAAGUGCGGGAAACCUGUUUACUUUGCCGAAAGGAAAACAUCCUUAGGCAGAGACUGGCAUGGAGCUUGUUUGCGGUGUGAAAAAUGCAACAGAACUUUGACUCCAGGAGGACAUGCUGAACACGACAGCAAACCGUACUGUCACAACCCAUGCUACUCCGCCUUAUUCGGACCUGGUGGUUUUGGAAGGGGCGGCUCUGAAAGCUACGUCUACAAAUAACUUGAGACACAUCAGAAAGUGCUAACUCCGUUCAUUCCAUUGUUCAUUCUUCCUUUUUUCCCUUUUCAUCUGUUCUGCUAUUUAUUCCAUACUUACUUCCAUUCCACUGGCUUAAGAUAAGCGAAUAAGCAGUUUUCAACAACGCAUAAAUAUCAUUUUUCACAUGCUACGUACUCACAGCCACUGAAUACUGAGACUCUGAGGUAGGAUUUUUUUUCACAUGCUGCUGAAAUGGUUUGUUGCGGCAUCCAAGUUGGAAGAUGCGUAGAUCUAAAAUAAUUAACACAUGUGCCAUCUCCUGAGAAAUAACUAACAUCAAAUCAUCGCCUUCGACAUUCUUUUUAAGUUAUUAAUCAUCAUUUUCAUAAUAUUGCCCUCGUAAUUAAGAUUUUUUAUUAUUGUUAUAUGUAUUUUUAAUAUUUAAUUUAUCGAGUUCAACUUAUUUGUAACUUCAGGUGACUACUUUUUGAAUGAAUUAACUUAUAAUUUUCUUUCAAACUCCAUAUUUGAUUAGAACUAGAAUUGAAAAUCAAAAUUCAAUAGAGGAAAAAGGAUAUUUUUGUCCAUUCAUCGAAAUUAGUCAUAUCAUGAAUUCUGUAAUGACAUUAUAUGUUCUCGAGUCACCACUCUCGCUUUGAGAAAAAAAAAGACGAAAAAAACGUCUGUAUCGAUGUUUUGAAUUAGUUCUAAUUGAUGGACGAUUUGAGAAAUCUAAUAUCAAUAAUUCAUGUGCCAUGGAAUUCAAUCCAGCUUUUCAAUUUGAAAAACAAUACUUCUUAAUAAAAUCUUAAACUCGCCUUGA